Messenger RNA from Stegodyphus dumicola, 2728 nucleotides. It is a transcript of the gene Grip84, whose product is annotated as Gamma-tubulin ring protein 84. Gene Ontology annotation, cellular component: microtubule organizing center; spindle pole; gamma-tubulin complex. Gene Ontology annotation, biological process: meiotic cell cycle; spindle assembly; cytoplasmic microtubule organization. Gene Ontology annotation, molecular function: microtubule minus-end binding; gamma-tubulin binding. Lineage: Eukaryota; Metazoa; Arthropoda; Arachnida; Araneae; Eresidae. The record is from RefSeq and is a predicted model, not a curated record.
AACUAUUUUAGGGAAAAUGCUUUGGUGGAAAUGUGCUCUCUGUUCUUCAUGAGAAUCUUGCAUCCUUGGCUGGAUCUGGCAAAGCUGAAGAAAUAUGUCAUGCUUUAACUCGAGCAGCAGCACUACCUUAUUUUGAGAUUUUAGAAAAGUGGAUUUAUAAAGGAAUCAUAUCUGAUUAUUAUUCAGAGUUUUUAGUUGAAGAUAACGAAUUAAUCAAAAAAGAAGAAUUACCUGUGGAAUGCAGUAAUGCUUAUUGGGAAAAACGAUACAUUAUUAGAAAAGAUCAGAUUCCUGUAUUCUUAGAAAAAGCAGCUGAUAUGAUUUUAAGGACAGGAAAAUACCUGAAUGUUAUUCGUCAGUGUGGUAAAACAAUUGAUUGCCCUGAUGCUAAAGCUAUUAUGUACACUUCUCGUGAAAGCAAAUAUGUAGAAUACAUUGAACCUGCAUAUCAUUUUGCAAGCAAACAGUUGUUAGAUCUCUUAAUGGAUGAUGCUGAUCUACGAGGAAGGCUUAUAUCAGUGAAGCACUACUUUCUUUUGGAUCAAGGAGAUUUUAUUGUUCAAUUCAUGGACAUGGCAGAAGAAGAGUUACAGAAGGAUAUUGAUGAUAUCAUGCCUUCAAGACUAGAAUCUCUCUUAGAACUAGCUUUACGUACAAGCGUAGUGAAUGAAGACAAGUAUAAAGAUGAUGUCAGAGUUGAACUUCUUCCUUAUGAUCUAUUAACCCAAAUGUUCAGAAUACUGAUGAUUCCACCCGAAGUCCAGAAUGAAUACAGAAAUGCAGAUGACAUGCAGUUGACAGGAUUAGAAGCUUUUGCAUUUGAUUAUGAAGUCAAGUGGCCUCUUUCACUUGUUAUAAAUGGAAAGGCACUGGCUUGCUACCAGAUCCUGUUUCGUCAUUUAUUUUAUUGCAAACACAUAGAAAAUAUCUUAGGACGUGUAUGGUCUUUAAAUAAACGAGCUAAAUCUCUCCCUCCUUCAAAAGUGUGUGUCUAUGCCUCUGCAUUUGCCCUUCGUCAAAGGAUGCUAAAUUUCAUUCAGAACUUGGAUUACUAUUUAACUCUUGAAGUUAUUGAACCCCAUUGGAAUGAUUUUUUCAAAAAAAUGUCACAGGUCACAAAUGUAGAUGAAGUACUCUUAUGCCAUCAGGAUUUCCUUGAUAAUUGUGUUGAUGACUGCAUGCUUACAAAUCCCAAUCUUCUUCAAUUAUUAGAAAUGCUAAUGAAAUUAUGUGCUGAUUUUUCAAACUUUUUACAGGGAAUCAUGAGAUGUUCUAUGGACAUAUCUGUGAUGCCUGACAGUAUGCUGUUUUCUAUGAAUGAGGAACCUUUUGCAGAGGUAUCAAGUUAUCCGGCAGCACUAGAAAAUUUUCAACAGCAAGUUGAAACUUUUCAGAAAAAAUUUGAUGAAGGCAUCAUUAGCAUGUUGAAUAUCUUGCACAAUGUUCACCAAAAAAAGCAAACCUCCAGAAUAAUUAAUAUGUCUUACAGAUUGGACUUUAAUGGCUUCUAUGAAGAAAUGAAACUUAAAUCAGAAGAAAGUGAUUAAGUUAAUUAAGUUUCAUAAAGUGUGUAUAUAUGAGACAGAAUAAAUGCCAAAUCAAUGUACAUUUAGUCCUUGAAAUAUGUAAAUUCUGGAAAUGUGUAUUAUUAUAGUAACAGAAUGAUACAAAGUAUUGUAAAAAUACUUUAAAUUAUUUUUGUAUUUUUUAAAAUUUCAAACUCAAGUUCUUUAUAAUUAUUAUAUGUUAUUGAAAUGUAAUUUUUUUCAUCUAUUUAAAAUGUAAAAUAUUUAAAUUCACUAUUUCUGAUUUACAUUUGCUGCAAUUUAUGAAAUUGCCCACAGUUAGCAGAGUUUACUUGCCUUACUACAGCAGAUAUAUGUAGCAUUGUAAAUCAAAUUUUGCACUGGAGUGUACAUGAAAACCAUUCUGAUAUCACUGAAGUCUCAUCACAACAAACUCUCCUAUACAUGAGUGUGACAGCUUUCCUUAACAUGUUCAUUGUCAUCUAUGACAAUACUUGUGUAGCUGGCAAGCUGAGUUUACUUGCCCACUAAAAAGUAAAUCAUUAUUGGUCACCUUACCUAAAUCACCGAGUACUAGUAUUGCUAUAGCAAAUGCAUGUAAUGUUUAUGUGCUUCACAUACUGAAAUGGAUCUUUUAUUUCUAAAAAUGCUAUAGACAAACUGCUUGAAUUCUUAUUCAGAAUAAUGGAAAAUAACAUAUUACAUGUGCAGGAGUUUUACAUCAAUGCAGAGAACAGAUGAGUAUUGCGUAUCUAGUUUUGAGUUAUCGCGUAGUUGGCACAAGGAGCAAAACUGUUCCAUAUGCCAAACAUGAGUAUACUUGUAAAAAGUAAUCUAUAUUUAAAUAAUAAAAACAAAAGAAAAUAACUUAAAAGCUUAAACGUGCAGAAUCGUGGUGUUUGUGAACAGAUGCAUCGUAUCAACUGUGGCAGCAAACAUGUUAAUUCUGUAAAAUAUUACCAUGCUACUUUGCUCGAUACAUUUCAAGUGUUAAAUCUCUCAGCAAAUUCUGAUUAUUAGCAUGCUGAAUUGACAGUGAUUAACAAUUUUAAGACUUCUGCAAACAGUAAAUGGUUGAAAGUUCUUUUAAUUUUAAAGUAAAUAUUUUACUUUCUCAACAGUUCAGAUCUUAAUUUUUCUGUAUGUUAUAAUUGUGUCCCAUAUUUUUACUUGUAAAUAAAAAGUCACAUUCUUGAAACUUA